Molecule: messenger RNA, 1248 nt
Organism: Clonostachys rhizophaga
Lineage: Eukaryota; Fungi; Ascomycota; Sordariomycetes; Hypocreales; Bionectriaceae
Source: the annotation of a GenBank genome assembly
AUGGCGGCUACUCCUGCAACGGAACCCUCUGCAAAUACGGCGAAGUCCCACGAAUACAUCCUUUAUAAGUCUUUGAGCUUCAUUGGGUGGGAUGAUGUUGACGGAGAGGCUUUCUUCUUCGACGAUCGCUACGUCACUCGGACAUCCAUCGGGCUCCAUGGUGAAAGCCCCUUAAUGGACUUUACAAUCAAGGUCAACAGAAAUACGUCUCUGAUGGUCAUACCGCCCGAGACAAUCAAAUCAAGCCGCAUAGUCAACGUCCACUCUCACCAGAUUCCUCUCAUCCGUCAAGGCAAGUCAUGGUGCGCCCUUGUCUUGCGGCUCAAGAAGCCCAUUCACUGGAUCAUGAGUGGAGAGAGCUUUACCCAGAGCACCGGAAUGGGAGUAUUCGAGGUGCUCCACGAGACUCCCCAGCUUUACAAGCUGGCUUCCCAGACCAAGUUUACAGUGUACUUUCCAUAUGCCGUCAAGGGCAAGCUGUUACAGGCCUUUUCUUCAGCUCCCUAUCCGCAACUAAGGGACCAUCUGAUCGCAGCCCCCGGCAAAAAACUAUGGGGUAUCCAUACACUUAUUCUGUCGAGUGGCCGGGGGCGGUUCAAUGAUAACGGCGUGGAACCGCUUCCAUCCUACACACCCCCCUCCCGGUCCGAGGCUAUCCAAGCUAGUCCCCCCCAAGCCUCGAGGAAGCGACGACGCCAAGCCACGGACGAACCCGAUGAGGAUGACGAAAAUGAUGGAGAACAUCUUUGUAGAGGUGUGCCUAGCUCUGACACCAAAAGUGCGUCUGAGUUUGAACUUGCAGGUUUUGGACAGAUGGUAGAUACCAUCGCUAAACGGGUCAAAGAUCAGAUUGCCCAGGAGGUUGAGCGUCUGGCCGACAACUGUCUCGAUAAUGCCAUUAAGCAGAAGCUUUCUCAAUUUCACCAACAGAAGACUGAUGUAAAGGCAGAAAUGGAUAAGUCAAUAUGGCUUUUCGGGCGAACAACGGAGCAUGCUGAUAAAGUGAAGUCGGAAAUGGGGGCCGCCAUGUAUGACUUCGAGAAGGAGAUGGGGACCAUGAUGCAGGGGUUUGAGGAGGAACAGCGGGCUUGUAUUGAUGCCUUGGAGACCAAGCUCGAGGCACACCAGACUGAAAAGCUAAAGGAAAUGCUGGGGCGGGCUUUGCAGACAGUUCUUGAUGGAGACAAGUGCACUGUCGUUUUCACAUUUCCCGACGAGACAGGCCCAUCUAGAGAAGCUGCUACUUAG